Molecule: messenger RNA, 1529 nt
Organism: Micropterus dolomieu (smallmouth bass)
Lineage: Eukaryota; Metazoa; Chordata; Actinopteri; Centrarchiformes; Centrarchidae
Product: nuclear factor 7, ovary-like
Exons: 1
Coding region: 20-1405 (461 amino acids)
Molecular function (GO): protein binding; zinc ion binding
Source: RefSeq, a predicted model, not a curated record
UCUGGUUUCUCAAGCUGAGAUGGAUUUCUUUUGUCCAGUCUGUCAAGACAUCUUUAAAAAUCCUGUUGUGCUGUCGUGCAGCCACAGUUUCUGUAAAGACUGUCUGCAGAGCUGGUGGGAAGUGAACCCGAUUCAGCAGUGUCCAGUUUGUAAAAGAAGAUCUUCUAAAAGUGACCCACCGUGUAACUUGGCAUUAAAGAACCUGUGUGAAGCCUUCCAACAGAAACUUUCUCUGGAAGAGGAAGCUCCUGCAGAGUCUGAGGAUCUCUGCAGUCUGCACUCAGAGAAGUUAAAGCUCUUCUGUCUGGACCAUCAGAAGCCGGUGUGUCUGGUGUGUCGAGAUUCAAUAAUGCACAACAACCACAAAUUCAGACCCAUCGAUGAAGCUGUGCUGGAUUACAAGAGUUGGCUCAGGAACUGCCUGAAGCCCUUAGAAGAGAAAUUGGAGCACUUUGACCAAGUUACAGUUAACUGGGAAAAUACAGCAAGAGAAAUUAAGGUCCAGGCUCAUCACACAGAGAGGCUGAUUAAAGAGCAGUUUGAGAAGCUUCACUAUUUUCUACAAGAGGAAGAGGAGGCCAGGAUCACUGCUCUGAGGGAGGAAGAGGAGCAGAAGAGUCGAAUGAUGAAGCAGAAGAUGGAUGAUCUGAACAGAGAGAUAGCAGAUAUUAGUGACACACUCGGAGCCACAGAGGAGGAGCUGGAAACUGGAAAUGUCUCAUUCCUGCAGAACUACAAGGCUGCAGUGGAAAGAGUCCAGCAGCACCUCCUGCAGGAUGAUCCACAGCUGGGCCCAGGAGCUCUGAUCGACGUGGCCAAACACCUGGGCAACCUGACCUUCAACAUCUGGAGCAAGAUGGAGGAGAUGGUUACAUAUUUUCCUGUGAUCCUGGACCCCAACACUGCAGAACCACACCUUAGUCUGUCAGAAGAUCUGACCACUGUGAUAAAUGGAGUUACAGAGCAAACUCUUCCAAAAAACUCAGAGAGGUUUGAAUACUACACCACAGUGGUGGGAUCUGAGGGCUUUAACUCGGGGACUCACAUCUGGGACGUGGAAGUAUCAAAUAAUGGAAACUGGGCAGUUGGUGUGAUAGCAGAGUCUGUACCAAGGAAGGGAGAAAUACAGAGUGGAUACUGGGAGAUAUGGUCUCAAGAUGGUGAAUACAGAGCAUUUUCUCCAUCUGACACAGAUAAAGCUGUCUCUGUAAAGAAGCCGCUGCAGAGGAUCAGAGUGUCUCUGGACAUCAACGGAGGAGAAAUGUCAUUCUCUGAUCCGGAUACCAAAACAAACCUGCACACCUUCUCACACACUUUCACUGAGAAGCUGUUUCCCUACAUUAGCACUCAGGAUACAGUGCCACUUAGGAUAUCACCAGUGAACAUCAUUGUUAAGUUACGUUAGUUAUGUUAAUGAUGGUAAUGAUGAUGAUCAGGAUUCUGAUGAUGAUGAUGAUGAUGAUGAUGAUGAUGAUGAUGAGUCUAUUUCUUUAACAAAUUAUUUUAUGUCCACUAUUCUAUUCCUAUAA